AUGGCGCCGGCGCGGACGCGAAAGCACGACACGUCAAUCUCGUCCAACGACGACAUCCCAGCCUUUCCCGCACCCCCCACGAUGUUCGCCCUCACGACACAUACCCCUAAGCAGAGUCCAGCAAAGAGCAUGGCAUCAAUCACUCAGGUUCAGAAGCAGGCGUUGAUCGACAACUUACAGCUCGAGAGUAUGUGCUCGUAGGUCCGGGCGUUCAUGAGGUCUUUGCUGACGCGUGACAGUUACGGAGCGGGCGCGCAAGUUACGAGCUCAGUACGCUCUACAAGCACAAGGUCUAAAGACGCGUCUGGAGAUGCGCGUCAAUCGCAUACCUCAGGCUCUGAGGAAGAGGAAUAUUCACGAUUUGGUGGAAGAACAUGCCGCAAAGGCCAAGCCAGGCCCUGCACCACCACUCAUGCCAGCAGCACGGGAGGCGGACCCAGCACAGCCGGCCAAACAAAGUGUUGCCCAGAAGAAACAGCUAGGAAAGAGGAAGAGGUACGUCUGUCGUGAGAAGUCACUCGGACGAGCACUAACCCCGGAUAGUGAUGAUAUCUCAACAGGCGACGACAAGGAGAACGUCGUGUCCAAUGACGCAGAUGACCUGGCCAAUCCUAAGAAGCGCACAAAGACCAACAUUGCCAUCGCAAAUUCCAAAGCAACGCGCACGGGCUCACGCAAAGUCGGUCCAGCCGGGGUGUUGUCGCCCAAAUCUCACAACUCUCGAACAUAUCCACAGUCGCCAUUGAAGCCGUCCACGCUAUCGCCAGAGAAGGUACAGCCUGCACGGCCGAUGAUCUCUUCGCAAUCAGCAGCUACGAAACCAGUGACAAGAGCGCCGAGUCGUCAAACGAAGCGUAACAGACCAGCCGCAGAUGUAGACGGCAGAACGAGCGAAGCAAGCAACUCUAGUGCCGGCACGACCAUCAUAACCAAGCCUGGAACGAAGAAAGGGCCUGGAGCUACCAGGAAAGGGGCUCAGCCAAAGACCGCAACCACAGGGCGAAAGCCAGCAGCAGCAAAGCAAGAAGCGGCUCCGGCCGUGGGAGGCGGCAGGACCCUCAGGAAAAGGAACUGA
Lecanosticta acicola is the source of this 1075-nucleotide messenger RNA. Lineage: Eukaryota; Fungi; Ascomycota; Dothideomycetes; Mycosphaerellales; Mycosphaerellaceae. The record is from the annotation of a GenBank genome assembly.